UGAUGGCGUCACAAGAUAUGGCAUUGACAUCUUGUGAAGAAGAAGUUGCAAAUGGUUGCCAUUUGUGCAAGUCAAAAUUUGAACAACCUAGAGUUUUAUCUUGCUUACAUGUUUUCUGCGAAGAAUGCUUGAAAAAGCAUAUAGCAAAAAAUGGUUUUUUGCCAAAUAUGCUUGAAUGCCCUGAUUGUUUACAGGAAACUAAGCUUGGUACAAAGGGUGUGUCAGGAUUGCCUUUGGAUUACAUAGCUUGCAACAGGAUUGAUUUAAAAGCAAUGGAGAAAACUCAGAUUGUUUGUACUAGUUGUAAAGCAAAAGAGACAGCUGUUGCUAGGUGUACUGAAUGUGCUACAUUUCUUUGUCCUAAUUGUGUCACAGCUCAUCAGUUUAUGAGGUGCUUUGAAAGUCACACGGUUCUGUCUUUUGAUGAAAUGAAGGGUGAUGGGGACAGUUUCACUACAAUUCAUAAACCUGUCACUUGUAAUUCUCAUCCUGAUGAAGUCAUGAAAUAUUACUGCCAUACAUGCCAUGUCCCUAUUUGUAAUGAAUGUAUGAUUCUGGACCAUAAGCAGCCUGAACAUUGCUAUGAAAAGGCUGUCGAUGCUGAACAGAAACAGAGAGAGGAACUCAGGAACCUGAUUUCUGAAAGUGAGAGUAAAGUACAGUUUUGUGAAGAAGCAGCAUCUGUUCUUGAUACUCAUUUAUCUGAUCUUCAGAUGCAGUAUGAUAAUGCAAGGUCUUAUAUUGAAGAAACAUUCCAGUCUUAUAAAGCAAUACUUGAAAGGCAACAAGAACAGUUAUUAAAAGAAUUGGAUUCUAUACAUUCAUCACAAGAGCUUCAAAUCAUGGAAACAUUUCACAAUGUUGAGAAGACAAUCGAAAAGAUUGACGAUGCAUGCAAGUUUGCUGAAAGACUGUUAAGUUGUGGUAACACAUUGGAAAUUUUAAGCUUAAUUCAUAUUGUUGGAACACAGUUACUUUCUUUAAUAAAUAAUACUCCAAAGCUUGAUAUCUCAGUCGGAAUAGCAUUUGAAACAGAUGAAAAGAAAUUUGAAGCUAGCAUCCAAGAGCAUUUUGGAAAAGUAAAAAAACCAGAACCUCCUGCGAAAAAAGAAGAUUCACCAGUUUCCCAGAAGGCCUCUCCAAUGCAUUCCAGUUCAUCUUUUGAAAGUGAUGCAUUUAGUCUAUCAACUGGUGUAAUUACUCCUGAUAAUACUUUGCCAUCUUUAGAUGUGGAUUUGGCAAACAAUAUCGUAGCACAAUACAAUCUGGCCCAGUUAGCUGGCAUGGCUGAGAGGAGCAUUUCUCAGAGUUCUUCAAAUGCCACUCCACCACCACUUAACCUUGCUGACCUUCUUACAACUGAAUCUGAUGUUACUGCUGCGCAGUUGAAUGCAAUAAAUAAUCUUACUGCUCUUGCUAAGAUGGGUUCGAUAUCACUUAGCAAUGGCCAAACUUCACUAAAUGGACAGCUUGUGUCGGGACUGAAUCUUCAUUCAACGCAAAUGCCUAAUUCUCCUCCAUCUGGAAAUCAAGUUAUGAGAGUUAUGAAUUCUCCAUCUCCAAUUGAGGGUCUGGAAAGCCUAUUGGGUAACAGUAGUAUUGUAGGUUCAGGUUCUAGAGUUGGAAGCCCUCUGAAUGGUCCUGUAUUAAAUGGUGGGUCUUUUCUAACACACGGAGUGCAUAGUCCUCCUAUAUUACCCCCAUCUGCUUUGUCACCUAUGACUGGGCAGACUUAUAAUCCAGCUCCAAGGAGUUCAUCUGUGAAGCUUAGCACAAUGCAGAUCAGAUGCAAGUUUGGUCAGUUGGGACCUGGUAAAAGUCAGUUCAGCUCUCCUCAUGGCUUUUGUCUUGGAAUUGAGGAAGAAAUAAUAGUAGCUGAUACAAAUAAUCAUCGAAUUCAAGUUUUUGAGAAAACUGGUGAUUUUAAAUAUCAGUUUGGUGUUGCUGGAAAGGAAGAAGGCCAGUUAUGGUAUCCUAGAAAAGUUGCAGUAAUACGCAGCUCAGGUAAGUUUGUAGUGUGUGAUAGAGGAAGUGAGAGAUCCAGAAUGCAGAUAUUCACGAAAACUGGCCACUUCUUGAAGAAGAUUGCCAUUCGUUACAUAGAUAUUGUAGCAGGCUUAGCUAUUACAAGUGAAGGCACUAUUGUAGCUGUGGAUAGUGUUGCUCCAACUGUAUUCAUCAUAUCUGAAGUUGGAGAUCUUUUGCACUGGUUUGACUGUAGUGAGUACAUGAGAGAGCCAUCAGAUAUAACUGUACGUGCUCAAGAAUUUUACAUAUGUGACUUUAAGGGUCAUUGCGUCAUAGUCUUUUCAGAGAAAGGACAUUUUUUGAGAAGAAUUGGAUGUGAAAAUAUCACUAAUUUUCCUAAUGGGAUUGAUAUUAGUGAUGCUGGUGAUGUCCUUGUUGGGGACAGUCAUGGAAAUCGGUUUCAUAUUGUAGUAUUUUCAAGGGAAGGUACAUUGUUAUCAGAGUUUGAGUGCCCUUAUGUUAAGGUAAGCCGUUGUUGUGGUCUUAAAAUAACAUCGGAAGGUUAUGUGGUUACAUUAGCCAAAAAUAAUCAUCAUGUGUUAGUUUUAAAUACCUUGUACGUUGUGUGAAAUUUGAGGCCUCUUCCAUAGACUACCUUUAGCUGUUGCUUAGGUAGCAUUACUUAUUAAGAGCAUUUAGACUCAACAUUUAUUUGAAGGCCAGAUUGUAGUUACUCGAUCAUAGAAUAUAUGAAAGCCAUAUCUUAACUGUCAAGUAUGCCAACUGCAUUAAAAUUUAGACUAUACGGUUGCUAUGUAAUAGUUGAUCUCAUAAAAUGUGUAGGUUAGCAUUUUGUAGUUGAUUCUGUCUAGGAAUUACCCAUAGCAGCUACAUGUAAUAAGUGGACUGAGCUGCCUUUUGUACCAGUCUACAACCUUAGAUAAAUAUAUACAUCUUGUAGUUCUGUAGUGUAGCAUUGUUUUACACUUCGUCGUAGCAGAGUGAGUUGAGAGAAUUAUAUUUACACAUAUGUGAAGUAGCCUGUGAUAUAUAUACAUAUAUACAUAUAUAACACCUAAAAUUUACAACACGAUUGCUCACAACAUUUGUUUCAAAUUCACCUUUUAACGUUUUUCAGAUUGUUACUUGAAGAUUAAACAAAGUUAUUUUGUAGGAUGACAAUCUUGGCAUUGUGUCUUCUGUGUUGAUGUAUCUACUUAGUGUUCAUAAUUAUAAACAUUUGUACUUAAAUCAGAAACUCUGCUUUGAAAUUUUAAUGUGCAUAGUUAUUGAAACAUUUUAUUUCUCCCUUUUUAGUUUUAUCUUUUUGUAGUUUAAACUUUGAUCUUCCAGUGUAAGAAAAAGAAUCCUUUUUAUUAUAGGUUAUAUAUUGGUGCAUCUGUUUAUCAAAUACUUUGUAAUUAACUUUGUAUGACUGCUGAACCAUAGAUUUUGGUAGCAGGUAGAUAUCUUUUAUUAAUUUUAAGAUUAUAUUUUUUGUAUUAUCAUCCUAGUCUUUGUGGAAUGUUUAAUGCUGUGGCAAAUGGCAUUUUUUUUCAUGUGUUUAGAAAAGUUGAUUGCACUGUAUUUAGUGCCAAUUCUGUCUACUUUUGAGUUUUUUGUAAACUUUAGAAAUGAAGUAUUUUGAGAACUAACAGCAAAAAUGAUUUAUUGUGUAAAAAUGAAUGGUUUAAUUUUGAUCCUACUCCUAUGACACUGAAAAAGUGAAGUGCUGCUUCAUUAGGCAUUCCUAUGUGAAAGAGAAAUGGACUCAAACUGUAUUCAGAACAAAUUUCUGUGCACAAUUUGUAAGGCAAGCAUUGAAUCAUGUUUGUGUGCAUAUUGUUGUAACUAACUUUUGUUAUAACAC
Molecule: messenger RNA, 3838 nt
Organism: Stegodyphus dumicola
Lineage: Eukaryota; Metazoa; Arthropoda; Arachnida; Araneae; Eresidae
Gene: mei-P26
Product: E3 ubiquitin-protein ligase meiotic P26
Cellular component (GO): nucleoplasm
Molecular function (GO): ubiquitin protein ligase activity; zinc ion binding; protein binding
Source: RefSeq, a predicted model, not a curated record